UCACAAAAAUAUACCAAAGGUCAUCAAGCAAGAUGGAGAACCUCCUUUCCAGGAAGUUGCAUCAAGCUUUGAACUCCCUUUGGACGUAAUUGGAGAAUCUCUGGAAUAGUGGAGCCUUUCAGUUCCAGCAGCUUAAAAAAUCAUUAUAGAGACGGGGUCCACCGAGUACAGUACUAGUCCUGUGCUGAUAAUGAGUCAAACAGGGAAGAAUAAAUUUUAAGCAUCAGCGAUCAGCUGCCACCCCAUCAGGAUAGGGAUCUGACAGCCAGCUGAACGUCUGACUUGCCCAAGUGAACAUAGUUGUGUAGAAUUCGGCAAGCAUGGAUAUAGCAUCCUCAAAACCAGUGAGAGGGGACCAGCUAAUUACAACAGAUGGCUCACUGUGGGAGACCGCCGAUGUCAUAGACACAGUUGGCACAGCAGAUGACGUUGGGGUGCAUGACCCAUUCGUAGGGAUCCUUGUGGCCUCAAUUGCUCUCUGUGUCUUGGUGAUCCUUAUGCUGGUCAUUACUUGCUGCUGGCAAUUAGGGAAGCACUGCAGUCAACGAGGUGAAAGUAUGCCUUUAGGACAGGCUAAGUUAAAACGAGAGUCGACGUUUAUCUCACACGAAGACCAUGCCUGCGGUGAAUUCAGCAUUAGCCCCAAGGUCUUCUGGGAAGAACUCAAGUUGGACGAACUUGCUCUUGAUGAUGAUGAGAUGAAGGACAAGAUUCGCGAGAUUCUUAUUCCAAGGAAUAAACUGUCUAUUCACAAGCUCAUUGGUGAAGGCCAGUAUGCACAGGUCCACUUUGGCACUAUGGUCAGUCCUUCCUUUUCCUGUGAGCAGAAGGUGGCGGUCAAGAUCAUGAAAGAACAUUGGACGGAUCAGGCGAGGAACCUGAUCGAGGAAGGACUGCUGACCCUAGGAUUGAACCACCCAAACAUUCUGGCAAUCAUUGGUAUUAGCCUAGAGUAUACGCACACCAAGCAGAUCAGGCCCCUGGUCGUCAUGCCGUUCCUGGAAAAUAGAGAUCUGAACAGCUUCUUGAAGAACGUUCGACUGGCCCAAAAUCAAGAGUUGUCCUUGUCCUGGCGAGUGGAUAUGAUGAUCCAAAUAGCGACUGGAAUGGAGUACAUCGCCAAUAACGGUAUCAUCCACAGGGACCUGGCCACCAGAAACUGCAUGCUGGAUGACAACUACGUGGUGAAGGUGGCCGACUUUGGCCUGGCCCGGCGGAUAUUCGACAAUGAAUGCUACAAGAUGAGGAUCCGUCAGAGCAUCUCUUGUUGCCUUCCUGUCAAAUGGGUGGCCAUCGAAGGACUGAAUGACUCCAUCUUCACUUCAAGGAGUGAUGUGUGGUCCUUUGGUGUGACCAUGUGGGAGAUUGCCACCCAUGCCAAGAUCCCUUAUCCAGGCUUGGAGAACUUCAAAGUACUGGAGUAUCUUGAGCAAGGCCGUCGUCUUCGCCAACCGGAUGGCUGUCCAAAAACCUUGUACGGCCUAAUGUACACCUGCUGGCACAGGGACCCUAUCAUGCGGCCUUCCUUUGGCUAUGUGAAGGAGCAGUUGGAGGCUCUAAAGGAAACCGUCAGCGCUGCCGACAACUCUGGGUCAGCUACCAUGGCUAGACAGCAACACGAGGCAGCCAUCCAGCAAAAAAACCCCUUGUACCACAAUGCCUGGGUGUAACAUUGCCUUGAGUACUACAGUGAAUGGGUACAUACUGCAGUGCCUGGAUUUCAUUACGUUCUGUGUAAAACAUAUUGGUGUCACUGUUUUGAAUUGGCCCAGAGUGAUCACAUAAAAACUUAUUACCCUCACCGUUGGACAUAAUGUCUCUGCCCCACAGACCAUAUCACAAUGCAGAGAAGUACCAGUCAUUAGUACUUCUGCUGUACUAUAGUUACCUCUAGUGGGAGCAGGCAGCUGGUGUCCGAUACAAUCAGCUGUUGGAUCGCUGCAAUGUUUUGAAGUUUGUUUGAAAUUCAUUUCUUUUGGAACCUUCCAUAAUUUCUGCUGAGCUUGAAGACACAUGCAGAUUUUACUCUUAAAAUGGUAAGAAAGAUGUAAAUAUAUUGCUUGGGAACAAGACACAUGCAACCAAACCAGUUAAUUAAACUGAUAUGGAGAUGUACUGAGACCGCAUGUCACACAACCUUCUAUACGGCUGACAGAUCGAGACGUUUGUCAAUUAAAUUCAAGACCUCCAGGAGAGGAAAGUAUUGCAAAGAAUUCAAGACAGAGGUAUAACAAACCAUUUACUGCAGUGAUGUGGGCCAUGUUUUAACACCCAAAGGACUCAUAGCAUCUGAUGCGAAGCUGAAAGUGCGAUAAGUAUGAAACAUCGUAGAUAUCCCACAUCAAAGCAGUCCAUGAUAUUGAAGUGUAGCACACAGCCAUAGUGUCGCAGUGUAAGGGCCCAUUUACACAAGAGAUGAAGGGUACUCCAUUUACGAUUAUUGGCUUUCCUAUAUAUAUUGGACUGUUGAGAGUGGCCAAACUGUGCAGUGAACCGCCGUAUAAUUAUAUCAACCCAAGCGAUUUCAAGACAGCACUUUUUGACCAAUCAGCAGAAUCAUUUAUAGGUGUGGUGUCAUUGAUUGACGAACAUGGCACAUAAAGCUUCUUCGUCAAAUGCCUUCAAUGCCUCCUGAGGCGCUGUUGUUAUUAAGCAGAUACCAAGCGGUUUUUCUGCCUUGUGCAUAAAUGUAAAACAACAUAUUCCAUUACCGCACUAAUAGCUUGUUCGUGUAAACAGACUCUAAAGUCUUGUACCUCACAAUGCCACAGUGUAAUAAAUCAAUUGGUGUAAAUAAUGUUCAAACUGAAACAACGAUUGAGAAUUGAUGGAAGCACAUUUAAGACUGUGCAACCAGACACUUGUGUUUCCUGCUACCUUUCAUUAUGAGAUUUGAUGUGGGAAUAAGGAUUCUGUUACUGAACUCUGGUAUAAUAUUGUGGCCAUGAUUGGUCAACAGUGGUUGGGGUAGUCUGGUUGGCUUUAUUGGAAGUAGCCAACCAAGAUUGGUCACAAAAUGCAUAGGAGAAAACCAGCAAAUUUUGUUUGUUUUUGUUUUUUGUUGUAUUUUUUUUAAGUAAACGUCAAGCACACGUACAUCAAAUUUAUCUUUCUGCAUUUCCGAUGUAUUUUGCCACAGCAUAGGUAUACUAAUUGUUUAAUAGUUAUCAACUCAUGCUACUAUUAUAAGCACAACAUACAGUUUGUGUCCGUGUGGGGUGAAAAAAAAUGAAUCGCUGUUGUAGCUCGUAAAAAAUAAACACAUUUCGCAAAAAAAAUCUGAAUAUGGAAGUUCUUGGAAAUUCCUGGAGAACGAGUUGAUUUUCCCCAUUUUUAUCUCUGCUUUUUGGGGAGGGGGAGUAAGAUGUCUCUUCCCCCCUUUCUUUGACCAUUACUUUAAGAAGGACAUUGUCACCACACAUAAUCAAUAUAUACCCACUUGUACGUUCGUAUCUCCAUGUUUGUCACCCCCAACCCCAAUGUGAGUGCUGAAUGCUUUAAUCUGCAUGCACCAUUCAACAUCCAGAAAUCCUCAAUCAGUAAAUUAUGAAAGCCCUGUAAUUCCAUCAAAUAUAUAGUUUCAAAAAGUGAAGUAUUUAUCGAGGUCCAUUUUAAGAGAUAUAUUUUUCCGACUACGUUUUAGGAGAUACAUGUAUACUUUUCCAAAAGUUGUUUGUUGAAGACAUACAUUAUACUUCGUUCUAAUGAGAUCUGUAUUUAGAAACAUUGUUUCUGUGUUCGGAAACAAAUUGCUUAAACGAGAUAUAUUUUAUGCUGAAGGUUUUUAUGAGAUAUAUUGUAUAAGUUAAUUUUCAGGAGAUAUACAUUGUCAGGUUUGAAUUUCCUCGUACAAACGAACUUCACAAAAUAUGACUCAUAAAAACGGACUCAAAAACAUAUAACUCAUACAAACGGACUCAAAAAAGCCAACCUAAAAAUUGAUCUCGUAAAAGACAAUUUAACUCCAAAUAUAGAAACAGCAUUACUGCUAAUAGCUUUUACGGGAACGAACUGGAGAAGAUGUAUAUCAGAGGAACCUGGGAAAAUAUAUCUCGUCAAAACGUUGAAAAAAUGAGAAAAUAGACUUUUUGACAAUAUAUACUUGACGGCAAUCUAGGACUUUUGUAGUAAAGUAAUUCAUGCCCGAGUAUCUUGGUUUCACAAGAGAUAGUACCACAAUUUUUAUCAUCUAAAAAAUUUUACCCGUACAAUAUACAGGAAUGUUAAGAAUUACUCUGACAUAUUGCAUAUUUACAAACAGAAAUUCGAUGUGUUAAAAAUGAAAGAAUAUUAAA
Messenger RNA from Acanthaster planci (crown-of-thorns starfish), 4295 nucleotides. Its product is annotated as tyrosine-protein kinase Mer-like. Lineage: Eukaryota; Metazoa; Echinodermata; Asteroidea; Valvatida; Acanthasteridae. Gene Ontology annotation, biological process: positive regulation of kinase activity; phagocytosis; cell migration. Gene Ontology annotation, molecular function: ATP binding; transmembrane receptor protein tyrosine kinase activity. Gene Ontology annotation, cellular component: signaling receptor complex; plasma membrane. The record is from RefSeq and is a predicted model, not a curated record.